CUGGACGUUCGAUUGGCAAGAGCCAUAUUCGUCCUAAUGCUGAUUCAACGCUCAUUCCUAAAUUGGUCCCGCAUUUUUUUUGGCAAUGAGGCUUGUGCAUUCAGACUCCUAUCUGCCAAAACGGAUGGUGGAGAAAGUUGGAUUCGGAGCCUAAUGCAUCGCAAAGAAGUGGAGCAACAAUCACAUAUAUUGUCAACAUCACCGUGUAUUUAUGAGCUUCAAGUACACGAACUCAAGCCGCAUGAACACUUUUUAGGGUUACUUCCCAAUACAGAUAGCAAAGCUGAAAUCGUUGGUAGCUGGACAUGUGAAAUUGGCCACCAAGACACUGCCUACCAUCUAUGGAAAUAUCCGGGGGGUUAUCCGUGUUUAGGGGAGCACACGGAAGAUAUAAUCGAGUACAAACAGAAAAGAAACUCCAUGCUGUGCUCCAGAAAGAAUCAAGUGUGUCUACCAUUCAGUUACUGGCCCGAACCAGUACCCUGUCGUAAUGGAUCAAACUUGUACGAGCUCCGUUCCUAUACUCUCAGAUUACUCGUGAACCAUUGCAUUAAACUAACAGUAGUAAAAGCCAACGCAGUUCCAAAGUUUAAGCUGAAGUUGGAAAAGGUGUGGAAUGAACUUUUUAACGAGAAACUAAUAUACUUGAAUGACAUACUUUGA
Molecule: messenger RNA, 663 nt
Organism: Echinostoma caproni
Lineage: Eukaryota; Metazoa; Platyhelminthes; Trematoda; Plagiorchiida; Echinostomatidae
Source: the annotation of a GenBank genome assembly